This is a messenger RNA of Asparagus officinalis (garden asparagus), 5608 nucleotides long. Its product is annotated as AP-4 complex subunit epsilon. Gene Ontology annotation, cellular component: AP-4 adaptor complex; membrane coat. The record is from RefSeq and is a predicted model, not a curated record. Gene Ontology annotation, biological process: intracellular protein transport; receptor-mediated endocytosis. Lineage: Eukaryota; Viridiplantae; Streptophyta; Magnoliopsida; Asparagales; Asparagaceae. Gene Ontology annotation, molecular function: cargo adaptor activity.
AUGUAUUUGAGUGUUAUCCUUGUUGAUUCUGAGCUCGAAACCCUAAUUUUCUUAUUGGGUUUCAAUGUAGUUUGCGCACUCAUCAUGUCGCCGCGUCGAUCCAGAGGUUCCCGAGGCCGUUCGACUGCUCAGUCCCCUGAAGAGGCUGCUCCUGUUGCCGCUUCGCAUGGGGGACUAUACUUACACAGCUUAUGUGUAUCUCCUGUAUCAGUCCAUUUUCCUGCCACAAUCUUCACCGUCGAUGCAGUUACGGGCCAGAGUAGUGUCACUCAUUCUUAUUAUGAGGGGAUACCGUUAAUCGAGUCUGCUCCUCAGUUCAAGUCAGAGGGAGCUAUCGACUCAAACCAAUGUAUAAGGAAACCAGACUUCUUAUUUGGUGACUCCAUAAAGGAUCCGGCGAUUGUUUUCUGCAAGCCUGCGCAGUGGUUACACGAGGAUGGUUCGUCAUUUCUGUACUUGCCUUUUAUGUGGUUACACGAGGAUGGUUCGUCAUUCCUGUACUUGCCUUUUAUCCCUCGAGAGCAUUCACUGUUAAAGUUCAGGAACUUAUCGGUUGGACGUGAAAUGUUCUGGAGAUUAACAGAAAACCACGAACGUAUUCAUUGUGGUUUCAUCGGGAAAGAGGCUACUCCAGGUUCCAGUGAAAGAGCUUCUAUACGAGGGCUUCAUCCAGGUGUCUUAGGCCAAGACAAUAUACCUCAGAAUGAAAAAACAGCGCAGGCCAACACUGUGAAGAAUCGUUUGGCUGCAAUGAAGAAGAAAUUACCCCACGAGAGUUUCAGAUGUUAUGGAUGGGUCCAUUAUUAUGGGGAUAAAUGGUGGUGGACCAGAAUGACUCGAUAUGUGUUGAACCGUUGGGGGCGAGAGUUAGCAGAACUAGGGUUGGAAGUCCCGAUCCGUGCCAGCAUGCAUGGUCUGCAAAUUAGUGUAGGUCAUUUCCUCCGUUUGUUCGAGAUCUAUAAUCCUGACACUAAUACGUUCUUCACCAAGAACGGGGAGCUCGGGUUACCAUUGCACGAAAUGAUGAAGGUGUCUGGCUUGCCCAUAGGCGAUGUUCCAUAUCAAGAGUUCUUCCCAACCACCAGUCAGCUUAAUAAGAUGAAGGAUCGGUCAUCUGUGACCCACGAGACUUUAUGGGAGCUGACUUGUCAUUAUCAUAUAGCUAUGGCUGAGAUGGAAACCAAAGCUAGGAAGAAAUCUCCCCAGGUCAGCUUAAAGCAAUUCGCCGAUUAUCUAUUCAAGAACCUGGAGGAUCGAUCGGGAGAGGUAUGUGGAUUAUCUCCUUUGAGCCCGGGUGACAUCAAUCGGCUGUUGGAGAAAACAAACGCACAAUCUUACACUUCUCAUUCAGAAGAUGGGUUUUCGCACGGAACUAAAUUCCGCCCUUAUCUGUGGCAAGCUAGUGUUCCGAUUCGCCCCACUACUCUGCUGGCUGGCUUUCUGGCCAUAUGGUUGAAGAGAUGUGUAGUUCCUCACCAGUCAUCCGACGCUAUGCCAAUGGAAGUGUUGUAUCCAGCCGUCCAGUUAGCCACAGGUCGCAGAUUAUCCUUGCUUCCUGCUAUGGUGGCGGCUAUUCACAGUGGGUUACGGCAGUUAGUUUCCGCAUUCACGCAAGAGAAAAAGAAACCCUCUGCCAGUAUAUCUGUUCCGAAACUAGAAUUACCCUACACUUAUUUGAUGACAUGGUUGGUUCUGCACCGGCCAGAUUUAAUGGAAGCUCCUGAGACGGUGGAUCCUAGUCUUCCUCUUUUACAGACCCUUGAGGGUUGCAAAUGGAUCAACCAUCGAUGGCCGGACAUAACGAGGCAGUUCAAAAUUCAUAAGUGUUGGAAAUUCUUCCCUUGCUUCCCUCGGUUCUCCGGCACUUACAACACAACUUUAUUGGAUGCUGAAGACCCGAGGCAGAACCGUACUGUUCUAGAUGUCGGAUGUUUCAGAUGGCUGAUGAAUAUCCGACCUGGAUAUCUGUUGUUCAGGUGGUUGAUUGCCGCUAAUAUCGUCACUCGACGUGGGAGAGUAUCGGACUCAGAGGAAGAGGCAGCUCCGCAGCAAGCGACAGAGGCGACUCAUGAGGCUAUGGUGUCGACUCGAGGAAAAGAGGCUGCUGAAUCCUCGAGAAAAGGAAAGGAACCGGUUCUUCCAGCUGGUAGUGAAGAGGAAUUUGAUAGUGAGGAAACGGAGACUUCUGAAGAGGCGGGUGAGACUGGCUCGAGUUCUGAUGAAAGAGCUGGUCUCCCUGAUUCUUUCUUUGAAAGGGGACUUACCCCGACCGAAACCCUAACCCUAACCCUGGAGCAGCUAAAGACAAUCGGGCGGGAGCUCGCCAUGGGCUCCCAAGGGGGCUGGAACCAAUCCAAGGAGUUCCUCGACCUCGUCAAGGCCAUCGGCGAGUCCCGAUCCAAAGCCGAGGAGGAUCGCAUCGUCAUCCACGAGAUCGAAACCCUAAAGCGCCGCAUCUCCGAUCUCCCCCGCCGCAAGAUGAAGGAGUUCAUCAUCCGCCUCGUCUACAUCGAGAUGCUAGGCCACGACGCCUCCUUCGGAUACAUCCACGCCGUCAAGAUGACUCACGACGAUUCGCUCCUCUUGAAGAGGACUGGUUACUUGGCGGUGACGCUGUUCUUGAACGAGGAUCACGAUCUGAUAAUUUUGAUCGUGAACACGAUACAGAAGGAUUUGAGGUCGGAUAACUACUUGGUGGUUUGCGCGGCGUUGACGGCGGUGUGUAAGCUGAUCAAUGAGGAGACGAUACCUGCUGUGUUGCCGCAGCCGCAGGUGGUUGAGCUGCUAGGGCAUGGAAAGGAGGCGGUGAGGAAGAAGGCGGUGAUGGCGCUGCACCGGUUUUAUCAGAAGGCCCCGGCUCAGGUCAACCAUCUGGUCUCCAACUUCAGAAAGAGACUUUGUGAUAAUGAUCCUGGAGUCAUGGGUGCUACACUUUGUCCUCUUUUUGAUCUCGUUAUGGCUGAUGUAAAUUCGUACAAAGAUUUGGUUGUUAGUUUUGUUAGCAUUCUUAAACAAGUUGCUGAAAGGAGACUUCCGAAAACUUAUGAUUACCAUCAAAUGCCAGCUCCCUUCAUUCAGAUAAAGUUGCUAAAGAUUCUUGCAGUGCUUGGAAGUGGUGAUAAACAAGCAAGUGGACACAUGUAUACUGUACUGGGUGACAUUUUUAGGAAGUGUGAAUCAUCAAGCAACAUUGGAAAUGCUGUGAUUUAUCAAUGUAUAUGUUGUGUUUCUUCCAUCUAUCCCAAUCCUAAAUUACUAGAUGCAGCUGCUGGAGCAACUUCAAAAUUUCUGAAGAGUGAUAGUCACAACCUGAAAUAUAUGGGCAUUGAUGCACUUGGUCGUCUGAUAAAAAUAAGUCCAGACAUUGCCGAGGAACACCAGCUUGCUGUUAUUGAUUGCUUGGAGGAUCCUGAUGACACUCUGAAGCGCAAGACAUUUGAACUGCUUUACAAGAUGACCAAGUCCACUAAUGUAGAGGUCAUAGUUGAUAGGAUGAUUGAUUACAUGAUAAGCAUCAACGACAAUCACUAUAAAACUGAAAUAGCCUCACGCUGUGUUGAGCUUGCUGAACAAUUUGCACCGAGCAAUCAAUGGUUUAUCCAGACCAUGAAUAAGGUCUUUGAACAUGCAGGUGAUCUUGUUAAUAUUAGAGUGGCCCACAAUUUAAUGCGGCUACUUGCUGAGGGAUUUGGCGAGGAUGAUGAAGGUGCCGAUAGUCAACUGAGAUCAUCGGCUGUCGACUCAUAUUUACAUAUCAUUGGAGAGCCAAAGCUUCCGUCUGUUUUUCUGCAAGUAAUAUGCUGGGUUCUCGGGGAAUAUGGAAUAGCAGAUGGGAAGUAUUCUGCUUCUUAUGUAAUUGGAAAGUUGUGUGAUGUUGCAGAGGCCCAUUCAAGCGACAAUACAGUAAAGGCUUAUGCAAUAACAGCCAUCAUGAAAAUAUUUGCGUUUGAGAUUGCUGCUGGAAGGAAAGUGGACAUGUUGCCUGAGUGUCAAUCAUUAAUUGAUGAACUAUCAGCAUCUCAUUCAACAGACCUGCAGCAGCGUGCAUAUGAGCUACAAUCCUUGUUGGGCUUAGAUAGAGGUGCUAUUGAGACUGUAAUGCCAUCAGAUGCUAGUUGUGAAGACAUUGAGGUCGAUAAGAACCUGUCUUUCCUCAAUAGUUAUGUGAACCGGGCCAUAGAAAAGGGUGCAAAACCCUACAUCCCAGAAAGUGAGCGAUUAGGAUUUUCCAGUGUUGAGAAUUACAGAGGCCACUACCAGCAAGAAUCUUCCAGUCACGCCCUCAGAUUCGAGGCCUACGAACUUCCUAAACCUGCAUCAGUUACCAAGGUUCAUGCUUCUUCACUGCCGACCCCCGUGACUGACCUUGUGCCAGUUACUGAACCAACUUAUGCUAGAGAAACUCAUCAUGCUCCAAAGACCCUAUCCACACCCGAUGUUCUAUCUGCAGAGGUUGGAGUCAGGCUUCGCCUUGAUGGUGUUCAAAAGAAAUGGGGCAAGCCUACUUACACAUCAUCCUCUUCAACACCGUCUAGUUCAACCUCUACCACCCAGAAGUCAUCAAAUGGAGUGUCGCAUCAUGAAGUUAGUAGUUCAGUUGACUCAAGGAGAUAUCAGCAAGUUGAGGUUCCAGCUGAGAAGCAAAGGUUGGCUGCUUCAUUAUUUGGGGCCUCAUCAUCCAAAAUCGAGAAGAGACCGUUAUCAUCUACCCACAAGACAGGAAAAAGGACUGCAGUACCAUCGUCUUCUGAACCUCUUAAAGAAAAACCAGUUGUUGUUCCUUCCACACCUCCACCAGAUCUUCUUGAUUUCGGCGAAGAACCAGCUAUCACUCCAAGUGUUGCAUCUGUCGAUCCCUUCAUGCAAUUAGAAGGUCUUAUUGGACCAAACUCAGCUUCAUCUCCUGCACCAUCACUCGAUUCUAAAGCGGCCGAUCUUAUGGGCUUAUUCGAUGAUACUUCAUCAGAUGAUAGGAAUUCCCAUGGAGCAGCAAAUGUGAUUCCUACAAAGAAGGGCCCAAACCCACAAGACUCUUUAGAGAAGGAUGCAACUGCGAGGCAAGUUGGGGUGACACCAACAGGGAACAAUCCGAACUUGUUUAGGGACUUGUUUGGCUGAUGAAGUGUAAAUGGUUGAAUUCUGUGGUUUAGAAUCCGAUGCUGAAAAGCAUAUGUUGAUGAAAUCGGUUCUUUCAGGAUUGGAGAUGCAAGUUGUCGGAUUUGAUUUGUGGAAAAGUUGAGGCCAGUUCGUAGAAUGUAGGGUUAAAAUACUGAAGAGCAGGGAGUUUUCAUGCUAAGGGUAAGGGGCUACAGGAACGUGGGGGGUAUACUCCCCUAAUGGAUACUGCUAGGAACUUUUUGGUUGUGUUUAGGGUUGGUGCUGUAAUUUUUAUUUUUAUUUCUCUUCAGCAUAAUGGAAAUAAGUUUUUGGGCUGUUACGAUCUCAAUUUCUCUCUUCUUCUCGUCUUUCAUGUUUCUCAAAUGUAAGUUCUCUGGCCCUCAAACGUGUUUCAUUGUGGUAUUAGUUGAACGUUGAGUUUGUAUUUCUAUGAACGGUGUGAUGUUACAGCAGCUUGUUGAAUAAAAAUUUGGACGGCUUUAUAAAUUGA